Messenger RNA from Eremomyces bilateralis CBS 781.70, 948 nucleotides. RefSeq lists its product as uncharacterized. Lineage: Eukaryota; Fungi; Ascomycota; Dothideomycetes; Eremomycetales; Eremomycetaceae. The record is from RefSeq and is a predicted model, not a curated record. Bases 1 to 948 code for a protein of 315 amino acids. The transcript is spliced from 4 exons.
AUGUAUCCGGAGUGGUUUACCUAUGCGAGGAAGCAUUCAGGUAUCGCCGAAAGCUCUCAUUUUAAGGAUAACAACUUCACUGGCCGUAAUCUUAGUCUGCUUGGGGCAGUAAUGAGGCUUCGCGAUCAUGCCUUCAACAUCUUGACCAGUCGAGAGAUUGAGCUAUCGCGAGGUAUACGCGCUACAUGGCGGCAAUGUGGACGCAUCGAAAGUUACAGGACCAAGUUCUCUUACCAAGAUCUAUGGGUAGUUCGGAGACAACUCGAGGCUGCAGAGCGCCGCCAAUUAGACCCUCGUCUCCCGUGGGAUCCCACGAACCCGUUCAUGGAACCGGCACAGCAUGCGCCUGGCAUAUACGACGCCGAUGACUGGAGGAUUCUGGAUGUAGCCGACGAGGUCGAACACGAUUCCCUGCCUGCAAACGAUACCCUGCCUGCAAACGAUACCCUGCCUGCAAUCGAUCCCUUGCUCUAUCUAGACGCUUGUAGAACCGUCGCUGUCGAGCAAAUGCCUAACAUAACCCCUACAGUUGUAAUUCAGACGCCACCACGACAAAUACAACCACCAGACCCUACAUGCUCCGCAUAUGUACGGCACACGCGAUCAGUCGACUCGCUUCUCCAGGCCGGACCGAGUUCAAGGCCAAAUCGGCAAGCAAGUCCGCUUAGACCAAGCAUAGGCUCUGCAUAUGCGCCAAAGCGGACUCACUCGCAGCGUCAGUCCACGGACGAUACUGAGCAUAUGCACAUACGUGAUAUCGAAAAGGAUCGCGCAAAUGGUAUGACUCUCCGCAGUGCCACAAAAGCACAUGCUCAGCGUAUGUCAGUCCGGCGCGAAAGACCAGCACGCGCUCAGCAUAUGCGGACCAGAAGCCAGGAGGAGUUUCACGCAAAGGCAGCGGAGCUUGAAGCUAGAAUCGAGGCGAUGCUGGAGACGGAUUUACUAUAA